Molecule: messenger RNA, 1301 nt
Organism: Saprolegnia parasitica CBS 223.65
Lineage: Eukaryota; Oomycota; Saprolegniomycetes; Saprolegniales; Saprolegniaceae
Exons: 3
Coding region: 26-1141 (371 amino acids)
Source: RefSeq, a predicted model, not a curated record
UCCAAUUCGCCUCGUUCUCGACACCAUGGUCUCUGCUAGUACUCUUGUUGGUCUGGCGCUGGUGGCGUCGCAAGUGGCGGCCCACGGCGGCCUCUUUGACCCCAAGCCGACGUUUCUUGAGCCCAAUAGCGACCCGACGCGCUUCUGCGGCACGAUCGAUGGUCCCACGUCGCUGCCUGGCUCGGCAUACAACCAGGACCCGGGCUACAACGCCGCGCAGUUUGCUGCCAACUUCAAAACGAGCAAGUACAAGACGCUCAAGGCGUUCUUGGAUGCGUGGGACACGAGCGCGCAGUGCGGCCAGUGCGGCAUCACCAAGGUCGACGCAGCCAACCCGCAGCCGCUGCCGAGCAUCGUCAAGUGGCGUCACGGAGACAACGAGGGCUUCACGCCGUCCCACGAGGGUCCGUGCGAGCUCUGGUGCGAUGAGACGCGCGUCUACUACAACGACGACUGCGCCAAGAACAUUCCGGACGGCUCGAUGCCCAUCGACACGUCCAAGUGCGCUGGCGCCAAGCAGCUCACGAUGCUCUGGAUGGCGCUCCACACGCCGCAAUGGCAGGCUUACAAAAACUGUGUCGCGAUUGGCAGUGCGGGUCCGAGCCCGUCGACCAGCAAGCCAACGGAUGCGCCGACGGAUGAACCGUCUGACGAGCCAACUGACGAGCCGACAGAGGACCCGACGGACGCCCCGACGUCCGCACCUACGGACAAGCCCACGGACAAGCCCACGGAAUACCCGACCGACAAGCCGACCACCGCGCCGACGACCAAGCCCACGACCAAGCCAACGACCAAGCCCACGGUGCAGCCCACAUCGGACCCCGAGUACCCGACGGACGCACCGACCAACAAGCCGUCCAAGACCGGGUUGCUCUCUACUACCAAUGCGGCGGUGCCAACUACAAGGGCAACACCGAGUGCGUCGAGGGCGCUCACUGCGUCAAGUACAACCCUUUCUACUAUCAAUGCCGCCCCGACUCGGAGGGCACGAGCGAAAAGGUCGCGGCCUACAUGCAGUGCGGCGGCAAAGACUUUAUCGGUGCAACCACGUGCGUCGACGGGUACCACUGCGGCGAAAUCACAGAGUACUUUUUCCAGUGCCGGCCCGCGGUCGAGUAUGGCAGCCUCGAGACGAUGACGACGACCGAGGACGACCACGACGACGAUGAAGACACGACCCGCCGCCUCCGCCAUGUCUAAACAGCGAGCUAUCAAGUCGAUUAUACAUAUAUAUAUAUAUGUGCCAGUUGUAGUUACGAGUACGAGAGAUAAGGAUCGUCAAGUGUACUCUUGCUUCU